AUGUCCUUCCUCUGCUGCUGCUGCCGCAAGUCGAGCGAGGCGCCGGCCUUCGAGCUCGGCGUGCUCGACUACCCGCUCGUGCGCCUCGACCGCAACGGCGGCGACGUCAGCGUCGAGUCGUCGGCCACGGGCGACGCGCUCGGCGGGUCCGGCGUCGCGUACACGAGCACGGCGAUCGAGCAGGACGCCGCGUACUGGGAGCUCCACGUCGAGGCCGCGGGGCCCUUCCGCGUCGGCGUCUGCCGCGAGCUCGGCGAGGCCCAGCUCGGCGGCGAGCUCGGCGACGGCCAGACCUCCUGGGCGCUCGACAGCGCGGCGGCCGGCGCCGUCGAGGGCGACGUCAUCGGCGUCGCCUUCGGGCAGGCGGAGCUGCCGAACCUGAGCUUCUUCCUCAACGGCGAGCUGCUGGAGCACGGCAUGGUGAACCGCAUCCGCGGCGAGGUCUUCCCCGCCGCGAGCGUCACCGGCGGCGCGAAGCUCCGCUGCGUCUUCGACGAGGCCAACUUCGAGCACGCGCCGCCGCGGACCCACUCCGCGCUCCGCGUGACCCAGAACAUCAUCUAG
Aureococcus anophagefferens is the source of this 564-nucleotide messenger RNA. RefSeq lists its product as hypothetical. The transcript has a single exon. Gene Ontology annotation, molecular function: protein binding. Lineage: Eukaryota; Pelagophyceae; Pelagomonadales; Pelagomonadaceae. The coding region runs from base 1 to 564 and encodes 187 amino acids. The record is from RefSeq and is a predicted model, not a curated record.